Molecule: messenger RNA, 4018 nt
Organism: Cercocebus atys (sooty mangabey)
Lineage: Eukaryota; Metazoa; Chordata; Mammalia; Primates; Cercopithecidae
Gene: KHDRBS3
Product: KH domain containing, RNA binding, signal transduction associated 3
Exons: 11
Coding region: 2721-3602 (293 amino acids)
Biological process (GO): regulation of alternative mRNA splicing, via spliceosome
Cellular component (GO): nucleus
Molecular function (GO): mRNA binding
Source: RefSeq, a predicted model, not a curated record
CCUCAUGAUCUGCCUGCCUCAGCCUCCCAAAGUGCUGGAAUUACAGAUGUAAGCCACCGCUCGUGGCCUCUGAAUUUGUUUCUCUGACAAAAUUGGUGGUUAAUGUUUAUUUGAUGUUAAAACUCAGUCAAAGAAAAUAGGCUUUGGGAUCCCACUCUGGACCCCCACUUAGUGCCUGUAGAGUGAAUUGACAUUGCAGUUCUUGCCAAGGAGAGGUUAAUUGGAGAUGAAAGUAGUGUUGCAUGUUUUAUAUUUGCUAGUAGGGGAUGUGCUGACUCUUACUAAAGAAACAUCUUUAGAAAUGUCUUAUGCAUUAUAAUUUAAUCCAAGUCUCUGAUAUUGGUUUGGAUGGUUUUCAAUACAAGCCAAGUAACCAUUAAAUAAGAUUACAUAAUGCUGUAUUUUUAAUUAUCUGAUAUAAUGUAUGGAUUGGUGGCUGGCUCACUGCCAAGUUACAUUUAGUUGUUGUUGAUUGCAAGAGAAAGUGGAGCAGGGGAUUCAAGAUUAAGGUGGUCCAGAUUUGUGUCUAGGUUGAUAAAAGUUUUUUGUUCGUAUGUCAAAAUGUUUUUUAUAUCAAUUUCUCAAAUAUUACAACUCUUAGCAUUACUUAGAAUAAAUGUGGGGGAUAAAAAUACAUUAAGGAAGGAUUAUUACUUUACUUUAUAUACACCUCUUUGUAAUCCACAAAACCCAGUGGCUUAAAACUUGAUUUUUGGGGACCCGUUUUGGAAAACAUUUCGGAUUUGCUUGAAUGCCACAGACUUGUAAAGUGAGAGAGUAAGAAUGAGAAUUGCAGAAUUGUAUUUAGGUAUGGUGCCUUCAUGCUGUAGUUUGUGAUUUUCUGUUUUGUCCAAAGGAAGAUGUGAUUAUUUAGUUUUUAGUUUUGUAUUGUUUUUCUUUGUGUUAUCAGGUUUUUUUUGUUUUGUUUUAUAAGAAAAUGCAAUCCCUCAGUAUUAGAUAUGCCAUGUCUUGAGUUUUAUGCAGUGUAUUAUGAUUAAAAGUGACCCAGUGAUUGGGAGGUACAGGGUUUUGGUACUGAACAUUAGUAACAGGCUUCUAGAGAACCUGCCACGCCGGUUAUCUGUGUUGGGUCCUAGGGGUAGGGAGGAAAAACAGUCUGCACUGGUGAGAAGCUCCUGCUCUCCUCCGUGUGCAUUUGAGAAUGAGUUUUCAGUUUGUAGAUGCCCUCUUUGCUAAGGGACAUCCUAGUCCUUCAAAUAUGCUGAACUAUUUAGUGAUUGGAUGGCUUAGAUUUACUAUUAAUAAAUCAGCCUGUGGACAUUUUUGAGGCACUUGUUGGUACUGGGUCAUGUUUGUAAUCUCGAUAUUAGUAACAGCUCAGAGAUGGAGAGGUUAUUAGCCCAGGUUUUCAGUUGUAGAAACCAAGAUUCUGACAACUAAAGUGACUUGCCCAUGGUGACAUGCUUCCGGUCAUAAAAUGUCAGAGUGAAGGGUCAAGCUUUGUUCUUUUACAAGUUCGUUGUUCUUUUUACCAUGUCCUACUGACUCUCAGAGGUCUAAAGGGCUAAGUUACUGGUCAACCUGUGGUGGUAUAAUUAGUGAAUGACAGGAGGAGAAUGAAAACCCUAGCUUUUUUUUAUGUGCAGUUUGUUUUUUCUCUAGCCUGUGCUGAAUUGAAAGAUAAAUUAUAUAGCAUCCAUUUUCAUACUUCAUUCUUCACAUUCCUGCCCUAAGAUAAAUCCUCUGACCUUUUUCAAAAUGGGUUGGAUUGCCUAUUUUCUGGUGUCACUUAACACCUGGUGCUCUUAGGGUGUGAUCCUCGUCACACUGCUUUGUUUGGAUCUUUGUCUUUCCCGGUAAAGAGUGAGUUCCUUGGAAGGCAGGGCCUGGCCUUUCCUCUGUAUCUUCAGCACCUAGCAUACGUGUUAGCACAGGGCCCUGGGAACUCCUGUCUUAAUUUCAGUGUCAUGUGUUAAUUAUCAUUAAGGGUAGCAGAAUCAGAAAGUAUAUUUGGAAUUUCGCAGUCAGUGAAGAGCUUUGCUGCUAUGGCUUUAGAGGACCUGAAUUGGAGGUGGGGAUGAAGUCAUCAGUUCUGCCCGUAUCAAUGAAAGAAGGUUCUAAGUGAAAUGCAGGGUUGAACAAGCAGAAAAACAUCCCAGUGCUCUUUAAAUGUGGUUGCACAGUAGGGAUCCUUCUCUAGGAGAUAAUGAAAAGAUGUUGUCAGAUCUGCUUUGAAUCAGAUGUUUGUUUACUUUUAUUCUUCAGGAAGUUAUGAAAUCACUGCACUCUCAUCAAUUCGCUCUCCUUCUCUAAACUCCUAAUGAUAUUUCUGAUGACAGAUUAAAAACAGAAUUUUGGAAGCCCUAGUCACAUGCCAAAGAAGGUUUCUUACCUGAGAGAGUUAUUCUGCAGUUUCAGAUGCCGAAGGGAAACUCAGAAAGCCAGAGGAGCGAUUGAAAUCGCAAAUUGAACGCCAACAGCAACUUUGAUAUCAAAAGCCCCAUUUGCCUGUUGUCACCAGUCCCACUGAGUGAAGAUAGAAUGACUUGUAUCUUCUACCAAAACAAUAGAAGGAGAGUGUUUCUUGGCAUUGGGGAUGAUGGUUAUUGUAAAAGCCACCAAAUUGAGAGCUCUUCUGUGCCAGCUGCUUUCUGUGCAUUCUCUCUCAUCCCCACAAGAUCUUGCAAGAAAUAGAAAAGUUUCAAAAAGGAGAAGGCAAGGAUGAAGAAAAGUACAUCGAUGUGGUGAUUAAUAAGAACAUGAAGCUGGGACAGAAAGUGUUAAUUCCUGUAAAACAGUUCCCUAAGUUCAACUUUGUGGGGAAACUUCUGGGUCCACGUGGCAAUUCUCUGAAGCGUUUACAAGAAGAAACUUUGACAAAAAUGUCCAUCCUUGGGAAAGGUUCCAUGAGAGACAAGGCCAAGGAAGAAGAGUUGAGGAAAAGUGGAGAAGCAAAGUACUUCCAUCUCAAUGAUGAUCUCCAUGUUCUCAUUGAAGUGUUUGCCCCACCUGCAGAAGCUUAUGCCAGGAUGGGACAUGCUUUGGAAGAAAUCAAAAAGUUCCUCAUCCCUGACUAUAAUGAUGAGAUCAGGCAAGCACAGCUCCAGGAAUUAACAUAUUUGAAUGGUGGUUCAGAAAAUGCAGAUGUUCCAGUGGUUCGAGGGAAACCCACCUUGCGUACAAGAGGUGUACCAGCCCCAGCAAUAACCAGGGGAAGGGGAGGAGUUACAACACGGCCAGUUGGAGUUGUAGUACCACGAGGGACGCCAACUCCUAGAGGAGUCCUGUCCACCCGAGGGCCAGUGAGUCGGGGAAGAGGACUUCUCACUCCCAGAGCAAGAGGAGUCCCCCCAACUGGGUACAGACCUCCACCGCCACCCCCAACACAAGAGACUUAUGGAGAAUAUGACUAUGAUGAUGGAUAUGGCACUGCUUAUGAUGAACAGAGUUAUGAUUCCUAUGAUAACAGCUAUAGCGCCCCAGCCCAAAGUGGUGCUGAUUACUAUGAUUACGGACAUGGACUCAGUGAGGAGACUUACGAUUCCUAUGGACAAGAAGAGUGGACUAACUCAAGACACAAGGCACCUUCAGCGAGGACAGCAAAGGGCGUCUACAGAGACCAGCCAUAUGGCAGAUACUGAUUGUACUGUCUGAUGUUGUGAAAUAGCCAAUCUCCACCAGUCCUGUAUACUGUUCAAAGAAAUGUCAGCCAUCUUGGAAUGUCACAGGAACUGGUUGAACACCUGAAGCAAAAAAAGGAACUUUCCUUCUGUUUAUGGACUGCUUAAGAAUAGUCAACUCACCAACGUGCCUAGUCAGUAAAUGAAUCCGCUUGGGAACUUGAAAAACAUCUUAAUUAAUUUUUUGUUUGCAUAGUUUUGUGUUCUGUGACUUGUUUUUAUUAUAUGGUAUGCUUUUAAUUUGGAGAACCUACUUUUUUGAAAAAAGGAAAGAAAAUCUAUCUUAUUUUGUUGUCUCCGAAUAACAAAAAGAGAGUGAUUUGUAUAGUAGUUAAUAAAGGCUGCCUAUUGAAAUCUCUUCUACUUUAAACCUAGAA